This is a messenger RNA of Culicoides brevitarsis, 1271 nucleotides long. Its product is annotated as zinc finger protein 724-like. The transcript has a single exon. Gene Ontology annotation, molecular function: zinc ion binding; DNA-binding transcription factor activity, RNA polymerase II-specific. Lineage: Eukaryota; Metazoa; Arthropoda; Insecta; Diptera; Ceratopogonidae. The record is from RefSeq and is a predicted model, not a curated record. Gene Ontology annotation, cellular component: nucleus. Gene Ontology annotation, biological process: regulation of transcription by RNA polymerase II. Bases 60 to 1157 code for a protein of 365 amino acids.
AAACAAAAAGCAAAAAAAUCAACAACUCUUCAAUAUCUUUUGUUUUUUUCUUUUAAAAAAUGGAACAAUUUAUGAGUUCGUGCCGCGUUUGCCUUUGUUUUAUCGAUAAAGAGACAAAACUCGAACAAGAUUGCAAUGACAACAACAAUGGCCUCGUGAAAUUCUACUUUGAAAAAUCCACAAAUUACAAAAUUCUGUCUGACGAACCACAAAAUUGUUGUUCCUUCUGCUAUGCGGAGCUCUUGCAGUCUGUGCGUUUCAUCGAAAAAUGCGAAAGAACGCAAAAAAUUCUUGAUGGCUUGCGAACAGGGAUCGAGACAAAAAGUGAGACUGUUUCCGUGAAGGAUUAUUCGCAUAUUUUGGAUGUCGAACUAAAAGAAGAAGUCGAAGAAAAUGUAAAAGUCGAUAGAAAAACUCCAAAAAGGACAAAAAAGUUGGAAAUCAAAGUAAUUUGUCCGUAUUGUGCGACCCUCGUCAAAUCCAGCUACUUGGAGAAUCACAUAAAAAGUGUUCAUUCCGAGCCACGAAACGCCUUCAUGUGCGACAUUUGCUCGACGCAUCUCAGUUCGAAGAAAUCUGUUAUUCGACACAUGAAUCACGUUCAUCUCAAGAUGCAAAAGUACAAAUGCAAAAUUUGCGGCAUCGAAUUCCCCAACGAAUCGCUCCGCAAAGCUCAUUUACUGCAAAUUCAUAAAGUUGUGCCGCCCAAAGCGUGUCCCUAUUGCGAUUAUCGCGCUUUUACAAAAGCUCACAUUACGCGACACACAAUGCGACAUCGUGGCGAUCGCAGAUUCAAAUGCCCGACAUGCAAUUUUGCUUUUGUGACACUUUUGCAACUCCAAACGCAUCAAGCGGUGCACUCAGAUGAGCGAAAUUUCGAAUGCAGCGAGUGCUUGAAGCGAUUUAAGACGAAAAAGAAUUUGUCGGCGCACAAAAAAUGCCAUUUAGCGUACGAAUACGAGUGUGCCGUGUGUGGAAAAGCCUUUUUAACGAACCAGAUGAUGCGAAAUCACGUCACGAAAAUGCAUCCAGAGUAUGAAUUGCCGCCGGCGGGCACAGUGAUGAACAAGGAAGCAGUUAAGAGGAUGAAAAAUAUCGAAAAGGAAGUUUUGAAUUAUCACUCGACGAAGACAGAAGCAACGAAUGCCUUAAAAUGAGAGCUUUUUUGGAAUUAGUGUGGCCUUUUAGAUUAGAUAUUGAAUUGAGAAUGAAGUGUCUUAAAGUAAUGAGAUUAAAAUUUGAAUAAACGUACUGAGAAAAAAUUUAAAUUA